Messenger RNA from Colletotrichum chrysophilum, 567 nucleotides. RefSeq lists its product as uncharacterized. NCBI's taxonomy places the organism in Eukaryota, Fungi, Ascomycota, Sordariomycetes, Glomerellales, Glomerellaceae. Gene Ontology annotation, biological process: vesicle-mediated transport; protein transport. The record is from RefSeq and is a predicted model, not a curated record. The coding region runs from base 1 to 567 and encodes 188 amino acids. The transcript is spliced from 2 exons. Gene Ontology annotation, cellular component: intracellular membrane-bounded organelle.
AUGAUCAACGCAUUUCUGGUCUUCAACGGCCAGGGUCAGCCUCGCCUGACCAAGUUCUACACACAGCUGGAAACGAGCAUGCAACAGCGCCUGAUUUCCGAAAUCUUCACCCUCGUAUCGAAUCGUCCCGCCGGCUCCUGCAACUUCCUCCCCCUCCCGCCCCUACUCGCUGCAUCAGGCACCUCCCACUCCUCCUCCGAAGAGCAGAACGACGUGCCCUCCCUUGUCACAUACCGCAACUACGCGACGCUCUACUUCAUCGUCAUCUCGACGUCCACCGAGUCCCCACUCGCCCUCAUCGACCUGAUACAAGUCUACGUCGAGGCGCUGGACAAGCUGUUCGAGAACGUGUGCGAGCUGGACCUGAUCUUCAACUUUGAAUCGCUGCACGCGACGCUGGGCGAAAUGAUCAACGGAGGAGUCGUCAUCGAGACAAAUCUGGACAGGAUAGUGGCGGGCGUCAGGGCGCAGGGUACGGUGGCCAAGCGGCCUGUCAACGAGGGUCGCAGUGCGGGUAUUGGCGGCGGCUUGGGUAUGGGAGGCAACUUUGUCUGGCACGGAAGGUAG